This is a messenger RNA of Hippocampus comes (tiger tail seahorse), 5417 nucleotides long. It is a transcript of the gene disp1, whose product is annotated as dispatched homolog 1 (Drosophila). Gene Ontology annotation, cellular component: membrane. Gene Ontology annotation, molecular function: peptide transmembrane transporter activity. Gene Ontology annotation, biological process: smoothened signaling pathway. Lineage: Eukaryota; Metazoa; Chordata; Actinopteri; Syngnathiformes; Syngnathidae. The coding region runs from base 299 to 5020 and encodes 1573 amino acids. The record is from RefSeq and is a predicted model, not a curated record. The transcript is spliced from 12 exons.
CCCACCCCAUCGUGGUGUGAUGCCUGGAGACUGGAACGCUGUACCUCAGUGGUUCCAUCCGGCAACAACUUUCCUGGAGGACGGGGUCCCGUUUGCCCAUCACUCUCAGGAGCCCGGCGUGAUUUGCCUUCAUGAAUCGACCAGAUUGUCCAUGAGGUUGCGGUCAAGAAGAAAAGACUGGGACGGAAAGUUCAUCCAGUGUGCUCGCUGUGAGGCAAGUCAAGCCGCCGGAAGGGCUCACGUGUACUCGACCAAAGAGGAGUGACAGGAUACCGGCCAGGCCACUCCGGAGAGGACGAUGGCCCUAAGCGACGCGGUCGAUGACCAUCCGGCCCCCAGCGGUGAAGGGCAUCCUCUUGGCACCGGCGGGAACGCACCUUCAAACAACGGCACACAGGACAGCAGUUUCCAGGAGCCUCACGCGGCCGCUUCGAAGGGCGAUGACCUUUCAGCAGAGGCACACGAAGAAACCUCACUUAGGAAUGCGGCACGUAGACAGCCGCAAAAGAAGCCAAGAUCACACGUCCAGAGAACAAACAGACCGAGCCAAAACGGCGGAGUUGUCAAACAGAACGGAAGCCUUCGGACGCUCCCCCGCCCGACCGCCGCCGCCGCACCUUCCCCCGCCGUCACGGACUCGCAAACGCUAGCCAAACGCCAGCUUUCAUCCGCUCCAUCGCCGCCCUCCCCUUGUCUGCAGCCCGCAGCGCCCUGCUGCCAGCAGUGUCACUUCCACUCCUUUUGCUGCCCGUGCGGUCAGCAGGAGUGCCCUCCCCUCCAGAUUGCAGGCAUGGGCCACGGGCCCGGCUUGGCUCCUCACUCCAGGAGCCCUCUGACCUGCUCUUGUUGUCCACCCGCCUGCAAUUACUCACACCCGCGGCCCCAUCUUACACACCCGACCACCCCGCAUCAUCUACUCCAUCACAGUCACCAGCCCUGGCAGGAGCACCUCCAGAGUUCAACACAUCCGACUGGGAUUAGCCCCGCAUGGCCCUUUCGAUUCCCCAAAAGCUAUUCUGAGCUAAUAGCGGAUUGGCCGGUGGUGGUGCUCGGUGUGUGCACGGUGCUCAUUGUGGUGUGCGCCCUGGUGGGCGUUCUGGUUCCUGACCUCCCCGAUUUCUCUGACCCUCUUUUGGGUUUCGAGCCUCGAGGAACUGCCAUCGGUCAACGCCUGGUCACCUGGAAUAACAUGGUGAAGAACACGGGCUACAAAGCAACACUGGCCAACUAUCCCUUCAAAUACGCUGACGAGCAGGCUAAAAAUCACCAGGAACCUAAGUGGCCCGAAGACCACUUUGAUCGAGAAAAACGGCACGCAGAGUGGGACUUCAGGAAGGAGUUCUUCUGCGAUGUGCCUGGCUCCAGCUAUUCCAGGCUGGUUUUCUCAUCUGCCGAGGGGAAGAAUUUGUGGAGUAUUCAGGCCAUCAAAUCCAUGUGUAAUCUGGACAACACUCGGGUGCGCUCUCACCGUGACUACUGGAGCCUCUGCCAGCGCACCAACGAUGCCUCGUGCUGCCCCAGCUGGACGCUCGGGAACUACAUCGCGGCGCUCACCAACAGGUCAUCCUGCCAAACGAUUACCGAGCGCGACGUGGCGCACACGCUGAAGAUUUUGCGCUCGUGCGCCAAGUAUUAUCACAACGGCACGCUGGGACCCGAUUGCUGGGACAUGGCCCUCAAGCGCAAGGAUCAGCUCAAGUGCGGCAACGUGCCCCGCAAGUGCACCAAGUACAACGCCGUCUACCAGAUGAUGCACUUCCUGGUUGAUAAGGACUUCCUCAGUCCCAAGAGCCUGGAGUUUCCUCCACCCGUGCUCAUGUACAGCAUGCUCUUCUCGCCCACAGAAAAGGGAGAGUCCAUGAUGAACAUUUACUUGGAUAAUUUUGAGAACUGGAACUCCUCGGACGGCGUGACCACAGUCACCGGGAUCGAGUUUGGCAUUAAACACGACCUCUUUCAGGACUACCUCCUAACGGACACGGUGUACCCGGCGAUCGCCAUCGUGAUCGUCCUGCUGGUCAUGUGCGUGUACACGCGCUCCGUUUUCAUCACCCUCAUGACAAUCAUCGCCAUCAUCAGUUCCCUCAUUGUGUCUUAUUUUCUCUACCGCCUGGUUUUCAACUUUGAGUUUUUCCCUUUCAUGAACCUCACGGCCCUCAUCAUCCUGGUGGGAAUCGGCGCCGACGACGCCUUUGUGCUUUGCGACGUCUGGAAUUACACCAAAUUUGACAAGCCCCGUGCCGAGCUGGCGGAAACGGUCAGCGUGACGUUGCAGCACGCCGCCUUGUCCAUGUUCGUCACCAGCUUUACCACCGCCGCCGCUUUCUACGCCAACUACGUCAGCAACAUCACGGCCAUACGCUGCUUCGGCAUCUACGCCGGAACGGCCAUCUUGGUCAACUACGUCCUCAUGGUGACGUGGCUGCCGGCGGUGGUGGUGUUGCACGAGCGCUACCUCCCGAGCGCGUUGCCCUGUUCCAAGCCCCAGCGCCAACAAAGCGGCUACGGCCUGCGGGUGAUCGCGGCGGGUCUCUGCCGGAAGGCUCACAAAUGCUUGUUUAGUGUCUCUGAAGCCUCGAGGAUCUUCUUUGAGAAGGUUCUGCCCUGCGUCGUCAUCAAGCUGCGCUACCUCUGGCUCUUCUGGUUCCUUGCGCUGACGGUGGGCGGGGCGUACGUCGUUUGCGUCAACCCGAAGAUGAAGCUUCCCUCGCUGGAGCUGGCUGAGUUUCAGGUCUUCCGUUCCUCUCACCCUUUCGAGCGCUACGAUGCCGAGUACAAGAAGCUCUUCAUGUUUGAGAGAGCGCAUCACGGAGAGGACCUCCACAUGCCGAUCACCAUCAUCUGGGGUGUCACGCCCGUAGAUAACGGUGACCCCCUGAACCCCAAAAACAAGGGAAAGUUGAUGCUGGAUAGCAGCUUCAACAUCGCCAGUCCGGCCUCUCAGCUAUGGAUCCUCAAUUUCUGCCAGAAGCUUCGAAACCAGAGUUUUGUCUUUCAGUCAGACGAGCAGGACUUCACCAGCUGCUUCAUCGAGACAUUCAAGCAGUGGAUGGAGAACCAAGACUGCGAGGAGGCAUCCGUCUACCCCUGCUGCAGUCAAUCCACCUUCCCCUACAAGCAGGAAGUCUUUGAGCUGUGCAUCAAGAGGGCCAUCAUGGAGCUCGAUCGUAGUACCAACUACCACCUGGACAGCAAGACCCCCGGACCUCGAUUUGACAUCAACGACACCAUCAAGGCCAUCGUUUUGGAGUUUAAGAGCACCUUCCUUUUCACGCUGGCCUAUGAGAAGAUGCACCAGUUCUAUUGUGAGGUGGACGCCUGGAUAACGGAGGAGCUGCGCCACGCCCCGGUAGGCCUCAGCCACGGCUGGCUGGUCAGCAACCUGGAAUUCUUCGAUCUUCAGGACAGUCUGUCGGACGGCACUCUGGUUGCCAUGGCGCUGUCGGUGGCUGUCGCCUUCAGCGUCAUGCUCCUCACCACGUGGAACAUCAUCAUCAGCCUGUACGCCAUAUUGUCCAUCGCCGGGACCAUUUUCGUCACCGUGGGCUCCCUGGUGCUUCUCGGUUGGGAGCUGAACGUCUUGGAGUCGGUCACCAUUUCCGUGGCAGUCGGGCUGUCCGUGGACUUUGCCGUUCACUACGGCGUGGCGUACAGGCUCGCUCCCGAGCCGGACCGCGAGGGAAAAGUGAUUUUCUCCCUCGGCCGCAUGGGGUCAGCCAUCGCUAUGGCUGCCUUGACCACCUUUGUCGCGGGGGCCAUGAUGAUGCCCUCGACGGUGUUAGCCUACACCCAGCUGGGCACCUUCAUGAUGCUGAUCAUGUGCGUCAGCUGGGCCUUCGCCACCUUCUUUUUUCAGUGCAUGUGCCGCUGUCUGGGCCCUCAGGGCACCUGCGGCCAGAUCCCGCUGCCCAAAAGUCUGCUGUGUCAGGCUUUCUCUCAGGACCCGUCCGGAGGCGCUCCAUCCAAAGGGCAGAGCUCUGGUUUGGGCAAAUACCAGCUGGACGGCGGGGACGGAGAGGCGGAACAUUACGAAUUAGAGCCGCUGGCUUCAGGUCAGAAAGCUGAAGACAAACCUCAAGAGGAUCAAGAGCUUUGUCCGCAGCGUCCCAACGGCGUACGCGCGCACCGCCGCGCUUCCCAGUAUUCGCACACUCAGUACAACAGUCACAUGGAGGCUGGCAAACGCAGUCCUAAAAAUGGCCUUGUCGAUGCGCUCAACACACCCACUCGCUGCCAGUACGCCCAGAACACAGACUGCUCAUGUGGGGAACCACCUCCACAGUGGACACCCCGUUCCUGUCCUCGGCCUCCCCAAGACUCGCAUCCCCUCCCCCAUCUUGUCCCUCUUGCGGGAAACCGGAGCAAACCGGACCCAGGGUGCGCACGCGGGAAUCGCUGCAAGCACUGCGUCCCCUGUCCGCCUCCCCACUUGCACCGCUGCGGCCCGGGAAGGGUCGUAUACCCCCGACAAGCGCCCGCGCCCUGCUGCCAUCUUCACAAGUAUUGCAUCCACGCCGCGAGCCCGGAGGCCAUUUCGGACCAGAGAGCCUCCAGCCAUCGCGCGGCCCAAAAAGAUGGCUCUUUUCGAGGCUCCGAGCCUAACGCACAAGAGCCCGAUCACGGGCCAAUUCUCAGCACGCCAGCCGUGACACAAACUCCGCGGUCCCCCGCCACGCAGGACUCAAGCCAAACAGACAGACAUCAAGGGCCGAAUGCGCGAGACGGGAGGCGUCACCCUCCGUGCGGCGUGACCGCAGAAACCGCAACGCAGGAGGAUGUUUGGCGUAAGAUCCCUGGCCAGCAGGAGAGCGCCGCCCUCCCCCAGAAGCCAUGUGUCAAAAAGUGCAAGCAGAACUCGAAACGAGAGCGGACUUCGGCCUCGCCAAAGAAACUCGACUGUUUUAACAGGGCCUUGAAGGUGAAGUGCAACUCGGCCUCCGAGUUCAACGUUCCGAAAAGUGAAACAAGUGUGCCACCCAUCAUCGUCAACAGCAGUCGCUCCUCUGAAAGCUUAUGUUAGGACAAAGAUCCGCAACGUGAGCCGAAUACUCGUCAUCGUGUGAUGCUAAGUGCCUCAGUGUGAUUUUAUACAGUAGCGCUGACCCACUAAAUUGUUUCUAUUUCUGCUUAGGGCUAAACUUUGUUCUUUUGAAAACAGUCUUAUCACUUAUUUUAUUUUAUUUUUUUAACAAUGCGCCAAUAUACCGCAGGCAUUUGCACAGGCAGAACAAAACGCACAUAUUUGCUACUGAAUGUGAUCACAUGACCCGUGACAUACGUGUCAUGUUACAUUUUAAAAAAAAAAACGAAAAACAGAAACACACACACACACACACACAUUGCUUUUCAACUUUUUUUUAUGUGCAAUGAACGUCUCCAGUGGAUUACGGUCUGUCCAAUUAAAAUGUCUCCCUUAA